AUGACUGAGGAUUGGUCCCUUGAAGAGCUGUAUGACUCUCGGCGAAUAGUUAUAUUUCGGAGGUUUCUAUCCAGAUCAGCUCUGGAAAUCAAAUUUGGUGCUGGUCCUCCGAACACGGGGCCAUAUGAAGAUUUCUGUAUCUCAUGCAUUAAAAGGGGAAAUGCACCCAGCUAUUAUUUCACCCAAUAUGAUAUAAUUCGCCUGGCUGAGUCGUUUCUGAUGGGACCUUCGCUAGGCGGAUUCAGCGCUGAGGCAAAGCGUCAGAUACUCCGCAUUUUGGACACUUUUGACCCUCUCAUUGUCUCUAAGGUCAAGGCUGAGACCGAAGACCUUUUCAAGCUGAUUAUGGGCUUGUCUAAUCCCCAAUCAAGUAACUUCGAGGUAGAGAUCGAGGUGCACCGUUGGGAAACCCUCCUGCCCGCGCUUGAAACGAUUAUGAGCAGAUAU
Trichoderma asperellum CBS 433.97 is the source of this 447-nucleotide messenger RNA. The record is from RefSeq and is a predicted model, not a curated record. NCBI's taxonomy places the organism in Eukaryota, Fungi, Ascomycota, Sordariomycetes, Hypocreales, Hypocreaceae.